Molecule: messenger RNA, 801 nt
Organism: Pecten maximus
Lineage: Eukaryota; Metazoa; Mollusca; Bivalvia; Pectinida; Pectinidae
Exons: 5
Coding region: 168-578 (136 amino acids)
Source: RefSeq, a predicted model, not a curated record
UUUACUCGUACACAACAACCAAUGGUUUCUGUCGACUGUCACACCUCUAAGUCACGCUACCUGGGUGAAUUUGAAGACAUACGAGUGUGUAAUCGUUGCAGGGACGUCUGCAAUAAUAUUGCGACUACGCAUUUAGUGAAUAUUCUUCAACUUUUCGAUGACAAACGAUGACGCAUUCAGAAGAUCCCAAAGACAUUCAGGACAUAGAUAAUGAAGCAAAAAUGUCCUCCUUGAUGCUGCUCCUGUUGGUCAUCUUCCCCUUUAGCCAAUCAGAUCAUCGAAUCAUCACAAAACAUCCCUGUAUAUCGGCAUACGAGAUUACCUCCAUCCUUACCUGCCAGAAUGAAUUACAAGCGGAGUCAUUAUACACCCUCAACGAAGUAUGUUGUGAAUGCCUCCUUAACGUCACAGACUGUUACAUACCCGGAUGUACCCCGACAGACGGAAAUUCCCGAGCGGUUCUAGUCAUCAACAGGGUGUCACCAGAACCUGCCAUACACGUAAAUGCACAAAAGAGGAACAUCACGACACAGAAUGAAGUGUCUAUAUUCAGCGCAGACAUCGCACCAGCAUCCUGAUUUUGUCAUUUUUAAGAUAGCAUCUCUCAAAUAUUCAAAAUUCCAUUAUACAUUUCAAAAUAAAAUAUUUGAUUUUUUAUCCAUUGCCUGCAGUCUUAUUAAAAUGCGUUGUCGGUCUAUCAAACAUACUGGUAUGAAGGGCUAGCAAAUCUGUUCGAACAAAUGGUAUCAAAUGUACUAAAACAUAAAUAGCAUGUUCUGAAUAACUACGACAUCUACAUAU